UUUAAGAUUCUGUGAAACGAAGCGUUAUGUAUGACCCUGUAAAGACCCGUGGACAUUUUUUGAGGCCGGACAUUAAAUGACGCUGAUAUUUGGAAAUAGCCGGGGUCCGCGCGAAGGAGAGCGUACGCAAUGUUGAAGGAGCGCGUGAAAUAGAGUUUAUAUUGUCUAAUUGUCUAGCGGUGAGUGAGUGAUUGGGCUAAAACUAACACCAAGAGGAUUAGACUCCCGUUACCGUUAGACAACCUAUAUCUUAUGACUGGAGCAAUGUGAAACGCUAAUAUCGCUCAUUCCUUCAGUAUAUUGAGGAAUAAUAAUGAACAACGCGCAAGAUAUGUCUCCCGAUUUUGUCUUGAUGCGCCUGGUCUCCGCGGCCGAGGAUGACCGCUUGGAUGAGGAGAAUGGGAAUCUGUCUUCGACAGUGCAGGAGGUCUUGUCUCAUGGAGGUAUUAAGGGUAACUUUGAAUGCACACAGAAUCAAAUGGUCGGCCUUGCCCGACACGGCCACAUCUCAGCGGUGAGCAAAGCUCCGCAAGCCAACGGAACGGAGGCACCUGACACUGGAGUGAUGGCGACUAGACCGUCGCUCUCUGUACCGCCUCCCCCGCUUCAUUCAGUCGAGGCCCACGGGUACGAUCUCACGCACAUAGGCGGAAUGGGGCCUCAACUGUUAGUAUUCAGAAAUAUAUCGAGAGACUCUGCUGAAAAUAAUUUGGAUGAUCAGAGUCAAGUAGGGGCUUUUGAAAACCAAGCGGUGCUUUCCUCCGAGUCUAGCGGCAGCAUCAAUAGCAACAUGCUCAGCGCCGUGGACGCUCAGCAUCCUCAUACAUGGACGCUGCAUCCUCAGCUUAAGCUGCCGACGGUUGCUACAGAUAAGGAGGCAGCAGAGCUGUGCAACCGGCAUCGUUUGAUCACAGACAAAAAAGAUUGGCUGCCGGCAGCGGAUAAAACCAACGCUGUUUCGAUGACAGAGCCCAGCUGGAGCUGCACAACGGCGCAGAGACAGCUCCAGCUGCCCGACGGUCCUGUGUUAGAGCUGGCGCGGAAAUUCGGGGACCUGGGAGUUGCUCCGGUAAGCGAUUUUUUGCUCAAAGACGGCGAGCUACCGCACUGUUCGUGUCACAGCGUUCUCGGUUCGGCGGUAGCUGGUAUCAGGCAAGGCGACGACCCGACUGAGACCAGCGAUGCGCUGCUGGUCCUGGAGGGCCUCGGGUCUGAAGAGGUGAAUGGUCUGGGCAUCAAUACCUGUCAAAAGACUGAGUCACACAUUCCUGAACACGGAGAAAGGGACAUAGUAAACACGACGCCAGGUGCGUUUACACUCAAAUGUUUCCCGUCGGUACUGGCCGGGCAAACCAUGGGGGUCUCAGGUGGACUUUGUUGUUUGUUGCGAGACUCAGUUAACACCAGGGCUCAGGAUGAUACUACCACCGACAAACUGACGCCACAGGUCCUACCCAGCCAGGCAUCCACUCCGAAAGCCUGGCCGGAAAGAAGCGCGUCCCGAGCGCAUGGGGCAAGCGGAGGAGAGAAGACUCUGAAAGUACCAGGAAAAUCCAGGAAGGGCUCGCUUAAAAUCCGCCUGAGUAAACUUUUCAGAACUAAAAGCUGUAGUGGCUCUAACAAUCUUUUGGACAAAAGACCUUCAGUAACAUUCUCCAUUUCCUCAGCUGGCAGUUUAGUUGACAUGUCAGGAGCAAUUGGUAGGGAACAUGACUCGGGCAGCCAACCUGGACUAACAAGGGCACAGAGUGCCUUCUCUGCUGCCUCUUUUACUCCUAUAUUCACAGGAGAGACUGUGUCCUUGGUUGAUGUGGACAUAUCUCAGAGAGAGAGAAACUCCCCUCACCCUCCCACGCCUCCACCUCCUCCGCGCCGGAGCCUCAGUCUGCUAGACGAUAUAGGUGGGCCGCAGCCUGGGCCUUUCCUUGUGAGUGUAAUGGGGGCUUCCCUGCAGUCUCUCCCUCUGCCUCUUCCUCCUCCUCCCCCUCUCCACGCUACCAUCCAGCAUAGUCUCAGCCUCAAUGAUGCUUUUUUCCGGGCACUUCCACAUUCGACCCCAUCACCAAUGGAGACUCUAGCCCCUGCCAGAGUGGCCCCACCCCCGAUCAUUUGUCCACUAAGAGGGGCCGAUUCCAGCAGCUUCACUGCCAGUCUGAGAGAGCUGGAGCGGUGUGGCUGGUAUUGGGGGCCGAUGAACUGGGAGGAUGCUGAAAUGAAGCUGAGAGGAAAGCCUGAUGGCUCAUUUUUGGUUCGGGACAGUUCAGACCCACGAUACAUCCUCAGCCUCAGCUUUCGGUCACAGGGUGUCACGCAUCACACACGCAUGGAGCACUAUAGAGGAACCUUCAGUUUAUGGUGCCACCCUAAAUUUGAAGAUCGCUGUCAUUCUGUGGUUGAAUUUAUUGAGCGAGCCAUCAUGCACUCAAAAAAUGGAAAAUUCCUCUACUUCCUGCGUUCUCGAGUACCUGGACUGCCUCCGACCCCUGUGCAGCUGCUCUAUCCAGUCUCACGCUUCAGCAAUGUGAAAUCACUCCAGCAUUUGUGCCGUUUCUGCAUCCGACAACUCGUCCGCAUAGACCACAUCCAGGAGCUGCCCCUCCCCAAACCGCUUAUUGUCUACCUGAGGAAGUUCUAUUACUAUGACCCAGAGGAAGAGAUGUACCUCUCAAUCAAAGGCAUGCGCCAGGCAGCAGGUGUGGAACAGGAAGCCGAGUCUGAAACAUAGCCAGAUCGGUCCUUUUCACUGAUUUCUGUGUGUGGAUAAUAAAUGGAACAGUGCAUGGACACUUGCUGGUGCACAGCUAUGCUCCAACUCCCUGCCAGUCUUCCAGCAGAAGCCAAUGAACAUCAGCAGACUGGCACCUCCUCUUUGACCAAUACGCGUACAGAGGGAGUACAGAGGAGUGCUGGAAUACUGUCUAUGUUGAGCAGGCAAUUAAAUCCAGUGACUGAAAUGAUAGACUAUGGACUUGAAAGGUCACUGGACAGCUUACAGUGGACUUAAAAAUAAAUAAAUAAAUAAAGAACGAGGGCAUUUGCUUUGAGGUACUAGCAAAAGCCUUCACAUGUAGGAUACUUAUGGAAUAUUACACUGGAAUUUUUUAAACUGGCCAGUUUGUGGAUCCAUCUCCUCUGUUUUGUUCUUCUUUCUUUCCCCAGCAGGCCUCUGUCCCUGGACGGAGUCUGUGACCCCUUUAUUUGUCCUUUCCCUGACUGUAACUCGUUCAGUCUGAUAAGGCUACUUGAACUGUAUUUUGAGUAAAAGACAAAGUAAA
Messenger RNA from Xyrauchen texanus (razorback sucker), 3275 nucleotides. Its product is annotated as suppressor of cytokine signaling 7-like. NCBI's taxonomy places the organism in Eukaryota, Metazoa, Chordata, Actinopteri, Cypriniformes, Catostomidae. Gene Ontology annotation, cellular component: phosphatidylinositol 3-kinase complex. The transcript is spliced from 10 exons. Gene Ontology annotation, biological process: intracellular signal transduction; phosphatidylinositol phosphate biosynthetic process. The record is from RefSeq and is a predicted model, not a curated record. The coding region runs from base 314 to 2725 and encodes 803 amino acids. Gene Ontology annotation, molecular function: 1-phosphatidylinositol-3-kinase regulator activity.